UGAAGCGCGGCUGCCGCGGCCGCCAUGUUCCUGUCUGGUUGCUGUGAUGGAGACGAGGCGCUUCGGAUUUUAAACUUUCUGUUUUGAAUUUUAGAAAUCAUCUGAAAUCCUCAAUAUCUCAAUAUUGUGAUCUCUACAAUCACAAGAUGCUUUAAAAACACUGCAGAACUGAAGGUGAAGGUUUAGAGAACAGGCCUGUGACCGCCCCAGUGCGCGCGCUCCUGUCACGCCGCCGUCACCAUGGCGACCACGGGGCUGCGCAUCGGAGAUCAGCUGGUCCUGGAGGAAGACUAUGAUGAAAACUACAUCCCAUCUGAGCAAGAAAUCCAUGAGUACGCCGUAGAGAUCGGCAUCGACCCGCAGCGGGAGCCGGAGCUGCUGUGGUUGGCCAGAGAGGGGAUGGUGGCGCCGCUGCCGGCCGAGUGGAAGCCAUGUCAGGACGUCACCGGUGAAGUGUACUACUUCAACUUCUCCACGGGUCAGUCCACGUGGGAUCAUCCCUGUGACGAUCACUACCGCCAACUAGUGGUGCUGGAGCGAGAGCGCACACAACACACCAGAACCGCUCCGGCCGUGGCCACCGCUGCUGUGGGGAAAGACAAAGAGAAGAAGAAGAAGAAAGACAAGAAGAAGAAGGAGAAGAAGAAAGACCCAGAGGGAGUCAGAGCUCCAGGGGUGUUGGCUCCUCUCGCUCCUCUCCGGGGUCUGUCUGAAGCUCCUGUCGCUCCUCUCAGAGGGUCUCUGGGCAUCCCAUCUGGACUCCAGCCACUCAAAACCUCUCUAGGGUCUGCCGUGUCGAGCUCCACUGCUGUCAGGAGUGCUGAGGAAGACGAGGAGAUCUCAGAGGAAGAGAGGCCGCGAGAUUCAUCCGGACUGCUGAAGAACCUCCAUCUGGAUCUGGAUGCUUUGGGAGCGGGACUUCAGUAUGAGGACAGUGAGGUCAGUGGGACGGUUCCUCCUGAAGAAAGAACAGAACCUGAACUACAGGAUUUGGCCUUAUCGAGGGAUCACAGUCCAGAACCGCCUUCAGAGGACUCGUUGCGUGGACGUCACCUCCCCUCCACAGCCGCUUCAUGCCCUCUGACCUCAAACGCUGCUGCAGAAGACGAGCUGAUGACUGAAGGCAAGAGUGACGGUGUGCAGGAGGAGAAACAGUCUGAUGAAGAGGAAAACAAACUGAUCAGAGACGAAGAGAAGAGCGAUGAGAUCGAUGAGCAGAUCGAGCGAUUCAGCAGUCCCGAAGAGGAGCAGAGGAACCAUACGGAGGAGAGAACGGAAGAACGGAGAGAUCAGACGGAGAGUGAAGAUGAUGGAGACAAGCAACGGGAUGAAACACAGAGAGAGGAGAAAGACAAUGAAGUAGAGAGAAGUGUUUCCUGUGAGGAGGAGGAGAGGCUUUCUGAACACAAUGAAAGAGAGGAAGAUGAACACGAGAAAGAUCAGAUGGAGAGUAAAGGUGAUGGAAAGAUGACUGGAAGAGAAGAACAGAUGCAGGAGGAGGACGAGAUCAACAAUGAAGAGGCAGAGAGAAGCGUUUCCCAUAUGGAGGAGGAAGAGAGGCUUUCUGAACACAGUGAAAGAGAGAAAGAUGAAUGCGAGGAAGAUCAGAUGGAGAGUAAAGGUGAUGGAAAGACGUCUGGAAGAGAAGAACAGAGGCAGGAGGAAGAGGAAGAGAUAAACACUGAAGAAGAGGUAGAGAGAAGCGUUUCCCAUAUGGAAGAGGAAGAGAGGCUUUCCGUACACAAUGAAAAAGAGGAAGAUGAACACGAGAAAGAACAGAUGGAGAGUAAAGGUGAUGGAAAGACGUCUGGAAGAGAAGAACAGAGGCAGGAGGAAGAAGAGAUCAACAGUGAAGAAGAGGCAGAGAGAAGCGUUUCCCAUAUGGAGAGGCUUUCAGAACGCAGGGAAACAGAGGAAGAUGAACAUGAGGAAGAGCAGAAAGAGAGUGAAGAGAUCAGCAAAGAGCCGACGGACGCUCAGAGCGACAGAGACAGCGAGGAGAUCGAACGCUUUCAGAACGACAGCCUUCAAAUAACACACGUUAAAACAGGGAAGUUUAUGCCUCAGUGGAAUCGAGUGUGCAGUGAGGAAUCUGAGGCCGGUGAAGAAGCGGCGGCGUCGCUCUCAUCCGCUGAUAAUGUGCAGGCUGGUUUCCACUCCAAACUCUCAGAGAAUGUGUUUGAUCUGCUGGAUCUGACGCCUGCAGUGGACAGGAAGGAAGUGGAGGGAGAGGGAGAUGUGGACAGCUGUGUGGAUGUCUCUGUAUCUGCAGACAGACGUCUGCUUGAAAACGUGACGUCAGCUCAGACGCCGCAGUCACGUUCCAACGCCUCCACGCCUGCAGAUGACAUCAGCAGGACAUCACAUGACCAGAGACCGCCCACCGCCCGUGGCCGAACCGACACCAGUUAUCAGGAGAGAACACAGAGAGAGGAGGAGAAGAGACGAGAGGAGGAGAAGAGACGAGAAGCUCAGGAAGAUGAAGAACGGCGUAAGCGUGAUGAAGAGGAGAGGAAAAGACUGGAGGAAGAUGCAGAGAGGCAGAUGGAGGAGGAGAGGAGCAGACUGAUGGAGCGGACACAGAGGAGACUGCAGCUGCUCAGAGAAGCUCUGAUGAAGGAUGAGGAAGACGAGGAGCGCCGGAUGAAGGAGGAAAGUGCUGAGCAGUUGAGGGUUUUGAAGGAGAAGAUACUUAAAAACAGACGAGACGAGGAGGAGCGAUUGAACAAUGACACGCACACACGACUACAACAGCUCAGGGCUGAGAAUGAGGUGAAACUCCAGGAGCUGCGCUCAGAGCUGGAGGAAGAGCGGGAGAGAGCGGAGACUCAGAGGAAGCGGGAUCUCGAGCGCCUGAGGGAGGAGUCAGAGGAGGAGCUCCAGGCUGAGAGGAGGCGGCUACAAGAGAAGAAGGAGGAGCAGCUAUCCUCCAUCAGAAUACAGGCUAAACUCAGUGACUCACAGCAGAAUUUAAGGAGUCCACGACCAGAACAACCUUUAGCCGAGUACCAGAGAGAGCUCACAGAUGUGCUGCAGGAAGUCCGUGAAGAAGUUGAGAGGGAUCACAGGAGGAAACUAGAACAACUGAAAGAGGAACAUCGACAUGAACUAGAGAACCUCAGAGAAACACACCUGGAGCAGGAGAGCAGGGAGAGGGAGCGUCUGCUGAACUCUUUUCAGGAGGAAAGAGACACUCUGAGCUCUAAACACACAACACAACUACACAAACUACAGCACACACUGGACACACAGCUGCAGGAGAUGCGCAGGACACACUCACUGAAGGAGGCAGCGUUACAGGAGUGGAUGGAGAAGCUGGAGAUACAAACCAAAGAACUUCAAACUCAAGAGGCUGAACUUCAGUCAAAGGCGUCAGAAUUGAAGAAGAGGAGGCAGCAGCUGUAUGAGGAAGAGGAGGAUAUUCAGAGAGGAUUAGAGUCUCUCCCUCGGCUGCUAAAGGAGCGGGAUGAUCUCCAUGAGGAGCUGCAACGGAUGAGAGCAGAUCUUCAGAGAGAGAGACAGGAGAGAGAGAGACAGAGAGAAGAGAACAGCAGGAUGAUGGAGGAGAGACAGCAGCUGGAGACGAGAGUCACACUCCUGCAGGACAGAUGUGAGCAGCUCAGCUCCAGAGUCAGUGAACUGGAGCAGAGGAGCAGAACUGAGAGGGAUCACCAGCAGGAUGGAGCAGAAGACCAGCAGAAGAAGAGCAAGAGAAAGACUGAGAAUGGCCUGCGUUUGGAGGAUCUAGAACCAUCGGUGCUGCGGUCAGGAGACGACAGCGAUGCCAGUGUAGACGAGUAUGUUGUGAGGCGGUAUAUGUGGAAUGAGAGCGUGUCUCUCCUCAGGGCUCGGCAGUUUCUGGAGCGGCAGAGCGUUCACGUGUCAGACAGACAGGCGGCGCUGCGGGCGGCUCACAGCAGUCUGAAGGACCCCGUGCCCGGGAGCUCGUCACAGCAGCUCUACCACAAUCUGCAGCAGGAGGUGAGGGAUCUAGCCGAGCUCAGGGAGACGCUUCACAAGGGUCAAUCGCUACUGAAAGAAAAAGAGGAAAAACUCAACCAGCUCGAAACAUCACUGACUGAAGAGGUGUCAUGUGAGGACGCUGAGAGGUCAGCUGAUCGGAAAGUGACGUUUGAUGUGACCGAGUCAGAGAUGAGCAGCAUCUACAGCCCGGAGGGAACAGUUCCAGUGAAGGUGCAGCAGUUGGCCGACUCUCUGCAGCUGAUCUCGGGUCAGCUGAACUCUGUGUUAGGAGCUUUAGGUUCCCUGACCCACAAACAGGCUCCGCCCACUCUGACCACACCUCUACCACCCUGUCCCUCGUGGGCGUGGUCUGUAAAUCCCUCCCCUUCGCUGUCCAACGGACUCGCACACAGACCCACAGACUCUCUGCAGAACCGCUGGUCGGGACUGAGCACAGAAACCAGCAGAGCUCACAUGACCUACUCAGGAUACACACCACCAAGUCUGUCAAGUCUGCGUCCAUCAGCAGAGGUCGAAGGUCAGCGGCUGCAGGGGCUGAUUGAAGGAAACAAACGCUGGCUGGAGGCUCAACGGAAAAACCGCAACAUUCCUCUGUUCCCGAACCUCAGAAGCGUGUCCAGCAGCGGUGGGUUAGUUCAGCUCAGCCUCGACGACAACAACCAGAUUAAAGUCCAUCAUUACUGAAGCAGCUGAAUAAACACCUGCAGGAGAUUCUAGAGCAGCUCAUGUGUUCCUCAGGACAGCUGAAGAUCAUGAGCAGUUAUAUGAACUGUGAGGACGUUUGUCUACAUUUUUAUUUGUAUAGCUAUGUGCAGAUCUCAUUUGUACAAUAUUUUUGUAAACAAUUAAAUGAAUUUAAUUCUU
Molecule: messenger RNA, 4848 nt
Organism: Megalobrama amblycephala (Wuchang bream)
Lineage: Eukaryota; Metazoa; Chordata; Actinopteri; Cypriniformes; Xenocyprididae
Product: centrosomal protein of 164 kDa-like
Molecular function (GO): protein binding
Source: RefSeq, a predicted model, not a curated record